This is a messenger RNA of Paramuricea clavata, 1402 nucleotides long. Lineage: Eukaryota; Metazoa; Cnidaria; Anthozoa; Malacalcyonacea; Plexauridae. The record is from the annotation of a GenBank genome assembly.
AUGAACGCAUCUGGUCAAAAUAAGCAUACAACUACGUCCAAGAACAGUUCUAUCGCAGCCAAUAAAUGUGGUCUUCAAAAAUCGAAAAUUAAUAUUGCACAUUUAAAUAUUUGCUCUCUAAAAAAGAGGGAACAUUUAAUUCAGAUAAGACUUUUGAUGCAGGAAAAUAAGUUUGAUGUACUUGCCGUGUCGGAAUCUUGGCUUACGUCCAGUGUGAGAAAUGAAGAGGUUGAAAUUUUCGGAUACAGUCUAUCUAGAUUGGACCGGCGAGGGAGAUCCGGUGGGGGUGUGUGUGCCUAUAUCAAGAGCUCGUUGAAAAAAAAGGUGCUUAGGGAUUUAACAGAAAUUUCAGAAUCUGGUUUUCAUCAGUUAUGGUUACAAAUUCAGCAUAAAAAAUUGAAAUCUUUUCUAUUAUGCGUUUGUUACCGACCUCCAGAUAAUCCUGUAUCUUGUUUUACCAAUAAUUUUAUGGAUAAUUAUAUCAAAGCACUCACUUUUGGUAAAGAUAUCAUAAUUGCUGGAGACUUAAAUUGCGACUUGUUAAAGACAGCUCAAGAGGCAAAGGUUUUGAAUGAUUUUUGUCACUGUUUAAAUUUGACACAGUUAAUUGAUAAACCGACGAGGGUCACGUCACGUUCGUCAACGCUUAUUGAUGUCAUGAUGACUUCAAAUAAAGAUUUGAUUGCAGAAAUUGGAGUGCUUGAAACCUAUAUUAGUGAUCAUUUUCUGGUUUACUGUUCACUCAAACUAAAGUUGAUAAAACCGCAUCCAAUUUGCAUCACUGCAAGGAGUUAUAAGCAUUACGACCGAAACCAAUUCCUCUGUGAUUUGGCAUGCAUUCCGUGGCAUGAGAAUUUAUUUGUUGAAAAUGUAAAUGAUAAACUGUCGCAUUUUGAUAGUAAUUUUCAAAAUGCAUUGGCUAGGAAUGCACCAAUUAAGACAAUGAAAAUAAGACAUCGACAAGUACCAUUUGUUGACGAUGAGAUCAAAGAACUGAUGAAAAAUAGAAAAAGAUUACACAAAUUUGCUCGUCUAACCCGAAUGCCAUCUGAUUGGGAGAAAUAUCGUGCGCUUCGAGAUAAAGUUAAAUGUAAGCUACGCCAAGCAGAAAAAGAUUAUGUACACAAUGAAAUAUAUAAUAACCCAAAUAUAGCAUCGAUGUGGAAAGUCAUCAGGAACUGCGUUCCACGUAAAGAGACCACGAAACCAAGUUAUUCCGGAGAUGUUAAGAAAUUAGCUAAUGAAUUCAAUACCUUUUUUACCUCAGUGGGGAUAAAUACAUCAGCAACUACAUUGGCAUUGCUUACUGAACAUGGACUACCCAUACUGAAUCCACCAACAUCUACCGAAAUACCUGAGAUCGAUCAGUUUUAUUUCCAUUCAGUAUCGUGUAGUGAAAUAA